AAGGUUCACGUACUACCAUUACUACCUUGUAUGGUUAUAUGCACAACUAUUCUAUAUAAAUCUGAGCUUAAAACGCGCUUCUUCGAAUUCGGUAUCACAGUCUGCUGUCAACAUGAAAGCGACGACUUUAGCCGUUAUACUGAUCAUCCUUGGAAUGUUCGCUUUGCAGGACGCCGAUGCAGGUUUUGGUUGCCCAUUUAAACCGUACAAGUGUGACAGGCACUGUAAGCACAUAUGGUGUCGUUUUGGCUAUUGUGACAUUAAGACUUUUUAUAUUAGAUGCACAUGUGCCGACUGUAGACGUUAUGAUGACAUGGAAAUCAUCAUGGCAGAUAGGACAGAUGAAUAACAGAUGAAUAAUGCUGAAAAUCAUCAUGACAGUUGAAUAAGCAGUUCGUGUCUGUUUCUUUAAACUGUAAAUUCUGUAAAAUACAAUAAAAGACAGAAUCCUUAGACGAGACUAUUAGAUAUCAUAACAAGACAUAUUCCAUUAUGAAAUUUAGCUUAUAAGGCGAUGAAACGAGGGUUAAUACUAACAGAAAUACAAAAAAGUUGGGACCGUCGGUCCAAAACAUAUCGUGCUAACCGGAGUAUCGAGCUAACCGAUAUCGAGAUAUUCAACUGUACUUGUAUCAUUACUACAAUCAGAAAAGUUGUUUCCUGAAUCAUUAAGGUACUUAGGCAACAGCAACAUUUUGCGACUUCUUGAUUGAAAUAGUAAAUGGACAGCCGGCUCAUGUGACUUCCCGUAGUAUUUAGCAGCAGUUACUAUUGUGUUUUCUAUUUUCGUACUGUACCAUAUUGAGGAAACAAAACACUAGCAAACUUUA
Molecule: messenger RNA, 830 nt
Organism: Mercenaria mercenaria
Lineage: Eukaryota; Metazoa; Mollusca; Bivalvia; Venerida; Veneridae
Product: hemocyte defensin Cg-Defh1-like
Exons: 3
Coding region: 113-349 (78 amino acids)
Biological process (GO): defense response
Source: RefSeq, a predicted model, not a curated record